AUGGAAGCCAUCACGUCCGUUAUAAAAGAGAGUACCAUUACGGGACAUAUUGAAACCCUAAUCGUUGAGAACCCUAGUAUACCAAGUGAUCCUGGAUGCAUGUAUAGUGAGAUGGAUUCCAAAGAGAGAUUAGAGAGGAGAAGAGCCAAGUUCUCUGAACAAAGACGUCAAGAGUUGUUGAAUGACCCAUUACAAGAUAAAGGACUACUUAGUCGCGGUCUCAGUGACCCGAGUGCUACUGACAGUAGUAGCGAUUCAAAUGCCAUGACACGACUAAUGAACCACCAGAAAUAUCGGGAUCAGCUUUUCGAAGAGAUCAAGCAAUUGCCAGCGUCAGACGAACGAGUGGAGCAUGGUUUACGCAAACUACGAGAAAUAAUCAUAAGCAUCCGCAAGCGUGAACACCACGAUCCUCCCUUCCUCAAGUUUACUGAUGAAGUCUACAUAUACUCUGCUAACUACUACCUAGAUCAGGAGCACAUUGACUGGACCAAACUUCUGGGUGUACUCAGUGCAAACUCAACAUCAAGCAAAGAAUUCCUGACCUGCAAAACGCUCUACCAUUCAAUCGAACUACGAGAACACACACACUCAAUACAAGCCAUAACACUAUCCAGUCAUCUAUUCGAACACCCAGCUCUCUGUAAAAACAUCAUACUCUCCUGUGCCCUCGAUAACCCCCACCAAUGGUUCACUACUCUUGCGCAAUUCAAAGACCACUCGCCUUUCCUCUACAAGUUUCUCUCCCGACUACCGUACCAUCGCAAAUCAAUCAAUGAGAUCAUCAAAACUAUUUCCAAGUCCUAUAGACAACUUUCACUAGAAUAUAUCUCGCAAUUCUGGUUCGCAUCCGUUCCUAUACCACAUUUGAAGCAGCUCAUCGCAUCCCUAUAUACUACAAUUGAUACUCCGUCGGGCUCUACUAUCGUCAAAUUCGCCCAGAAAACUUGA
Molecule: messenger RNA, 951 nt
Organism: Kluyveromyces marxianus DMKU3-1042
Lineage: Eukaryota; Fungi; Ascomycota; Saccharomycetes; Saccharomycetales; Saccharomycetaceae
Exons: 1
Coding region: 1-951 (316 amino acids)
Source: RefSeq, a predicted model, not a curated record